Saprolegnia diclina VS20 is the source of this 450-nucleotide messenger RNA. RefSeq lists its product as hypothetical. Lineage: Eukaryota; Oomycota; Saprolegniomycetes; Saprolegniales; Saprolegniaceae. The transcript has a single exon. The record is from RefSeq and is a predicted model, not a curated record. The coding region runs from base 1 to 450 and encodes 149 amino acids.
AUGCGCGAUCGCAUGGCCGCCGAAACCGACGCGAUCGAGCGCGAGGUCAUCAUCAACGACGACCAAGACGUCAUUGCACUCAAGGAGUAUCUUGACGACAAUGUCGACGCCGUUGACGACGACACAACCGACCGGAUCGCAUCGGUUCCGAGUCUCGAAUACUCGGCUAUCCUCGCCCAAGUGUCUGCCGUCAACAAGACAGUCAAUGCGUACCUUGAUGCAUUCUGCGACAUUGUGUGCCCAGACGACACCAACGACAACGACGAGGUGUGCGAUGGGCCGGAUGUCGCCGACGACGUCGACGAAAUCAUCAACGCGCUUGAGGCUGUCGUUGGGCUAGUGACCGAGCGCGCGUCUGAUGACGACCAAUACGGGCACGUCAAUACAAGCGACGAUCAAGUCGAUGUCCUCCGGUCGCCGCACAUUGGUAGCACGGACGUUGAUAACUAA